AUGGCCCUCGCCUGGUCCAACAGCGAAACGAUCUACGCGUGGCUCCGCCGAGCCGCCUUCCAUGUUCGGGAUCGACGGACCUCGAGGGAUAUCGACACGGGCGGGCGGAGACAGCUAGACCAACGGGGCCAAGCCGACCUGGCCAAAGGGGUCACGAGACUUGAUGCUCUCCGCCGAAAUGCCGGACUACGACCAGUUCAUCGGACGCCUGCACCCACGGUCAAAACACGACGGUGCCCGGGCCCCCGAGCCGGAACGGCUCGAGCAGCGCGAACAGCUCAAUCGAGUUCCGGGAUCGCCAAGCAACACCCCACCGGUCGUGGGAAUGCAAAAAGGGAGGCGCCGGACGAGGAGUUCAGGGGAAGUCGGGGAUGGAGGAAUGAUUUUCCGACACUUCCCCCAGCUCGGACGGCCAUCGCUAAGCGGGGCCCGUUGCCCCGCUUGCCGCCCGACUUCAGCAGGUGUCCGAUCCCGACUCCGACAACAGCCAAGUUCAACAGGUCCGUCAUGGAUCCCCCUUUCAAAAUCGAAAGUUUGCCGGAUAUGCGGGAAAGCGCUGGUAGGGUCCGCUUUUCCGCCCGAGACAUGACACCGGUGGAAGAAAGGGGAGGCCUAUGGCGGUUGCCGAUGUCGCAUUUACCACUACUGCAACCAGUUGCCUUGUUAUACAACAGGGACUACUUUAAUACCAUUGUUGUUGCACAAGCCAAAGCCAGGGGGCUAAGCAUCACCUUCGAUCACGGCCUGGAGUGCCUUUGGGUCGAAAACGCCCUGGUACCGAGCAAGGGUCAAAUGUUGGUGAUCAUUGUGCUUCCGAAGCCACUGGAACCCCAGGCUGCUGGAGUGCCAGUGCCACGAGGAAUGGAAACCUUGAUUCACGAAGAGCCACGAAGGUCCGGCGCCAACGUUUUACAACGAUGCUUAUAUGGGCCAGCAUCUAAAGUGAGGGCCGGGCGGGGGGUCGCAAUGUCCCCCCAUUUGAACCCGGCCAAAGAAAGAAAAGUCGAGGGCUGGAGGGCCUAG
Messenger RNA from Gaeumannomyces tritici R3-111a-1, 1023 nucleotides. RefSeq lists its product as hypothetical. NCBI's taxonomy places the organism in Eukaryota, Fungi, Ascomycota, Sordariomycetes, Magnaporthales, Magnaporthaceae. The record is from RefSeq and is a predicted model, not a curated record. The transcript is spliced from 4 exons. Bases 1 to 1023 code for a protein of 340 amino acids.